Cornus florida is the source of this 1941-nucleotide messenger RNA. Its product is annotated as protein PHR1-LIKE 1-like. Gene Ontology annotation, molecular function: DNA binding; DNA-binding transcription factor activity. NCBI's taxonomy places the organism in Eukaryota, Viridiplantae, Streptophyta, Magnoliopsida, Cornales, Cornaceae. The record is from RefSeq and is a predicted model, not a curated record. The coding region runs from base 366 to 1790 and encodes 474 amino acids. The transcript is spliced from 8 exons.
AAAGAUAGGCUCGUAUAUCAUCGUUCACCCAAUCAAUCUCUUGUUUGUGAAAUUGAAAGUCAUAAUAUUGGUAUUACGUGUUCUUGCUCUCUCUCUACUUUGUUGUGCUAUUCCUAGGCCGCCGUAGAAUCUUUAUCCGAUUUCGAGCUUCUUCAAGAUGCUGCAAGUUAUGAACUCUAGGAGGCACUUUUCUUGAAAGGCAGCGAUGAUUGGUUUUCAGAACUAUAUCCUAUGUUUAGAUUUACUUGGUGACAAAAAGAAAGCUAUCAGCUAGUGAAGGAGUACUGACACUUUUUGGCCUUUUCAACUCAUGGACAUACAUUUCUCUUUGUUAAGAAGGAUCAGGUGAAAAUAAGCUGAGCAAUAUGGGUGUUUCUAGAGCUGUGUCUUCAUCUUUACCGGUUUUUCCAACCACUCUCAAAGAGAAGUAUCCAAAAAUGCCAGAUUCCUUUCAGGUUUCCUCAGAAAGAGAAGUAAUGACUGCUCCCGCUUCCCAUCAGCCAACUCCAUUGCUGUGUAACAGUGGCAGAGUCGAGCACUUGUUUUCAUCAGGUUCUAGAUUCCCGAAAGACAUUCAUUUUUCUUCAGUUUCCUCUCAAGAAACGCAUUCCCCCCAAAAUUCUCCACUUAUUUCUCAGUCAUCAAGUGGUGGAACAUCUUUGCUACCAACCCAUUCUUCUCAUUUAGGUGUACAAUCCACACCAUUGAUUAAUUACCCCAAAGAAAACAGUGAACUAUCUUGGGGCACAGAUUCACUUCCACAUUUCCUUGAGUUUCCCGAAAAUGUCCCUCUCCGGAAUGGGCAGAUGGAAAGCAGUACUGGUGCAUUGACAUCCGAAGAAAAUGCCAAGACAAUUGAGUGGCAGGAAUGGGCAGACCAUUUAAUCACUGUUGAUGAUGUUUUAGACUCAAACUGGAGUGAGCUUUUUGUUGAUGCCGUACCAGAUCCAAAACCAAAGGUGCUGGAACCAUCUGGUGAUAUCUCUGUGCACCAGUCUCAAAUUUAUCAUCAUCAUCCCGUACCAUCUGGGGAAAUUUGUCCUGUUGCUAGCCCAUUGUGCACUGUAGCCCCAACCAAGCCCCGCAUGCGAUGGACACCAGAACUUCAUGAAGCCUUUGUGGAAGCUGUCAAUCAACUCGGGGGUAGUGAACGAGCUACGCCAAAGGGUGUCUUGAAUACCAUGAAUGUUGAAGGAUUAACUAUCUAUCAUGUGAAAAGCCACCUGCAGAAAUAUAGAACAGCCAGGGACAAACCAGAAUCAUCAGAAGGAACUUCAGAGAAAAAGUUUACUCCUAUUGAAGAAAUGACAACUUUAGACUUGAAUACGAGUAUGGGGAUUGCUGAAGCAUUACAACUGCAGAUGGAAGUUCAGAAGCGGCUUCAUGACCAACUCGAGAUUCAGAGAAAUUUGCAGUUGCAAAUUGAAGAGCAAGGGAGGUGUCUUCAGAUGAUGUUUGAGAGACAGAGGAAGAUGGAAAAUGGAAGGUUCGAGACCUCUUCAUCCAAUCCAGAUGAACCCUCUCCUCCAAUAUUAAGCACAAUGCAGUCCUCCCCUGCUGAUGACAAAUUAGAAGCCCCAGCGCAGGAUUUUGGCGGGAAGGAAAUUGACGCAAGUAAUGCCAGCUUGGCAUUGGAAGAAAUUUCUCAAAACCUGAGUGAAAAACAAAUGGCACCUGAAAGCAAAGCCAGCAAGGACCUUGAGAUGGCUGCUGGAGGAUCUAGUUCCUCACCUAGAAAGCGUGCAAAAGCCGAUAAAACAACAGCAUCAGCGGCCAAAUUGGCAUCUUGAUUAGAACUUGAUAAGUGUUAUCCUGCUCCUGGAUAUGACAUGUUAAGCAUGGACAACGACUAAGUUGCCCGUGGAGUGCAGACUUCACUAAAAUGAAUAUUUGUAGAACUUUAAGGUAAAAUUAUUACAAUUAACGCGUUUUUCUCUUUAA